Molecule: messenger RNA, 2818 nt
Organism: Cadophora gregata
Lineage: Eukaryota; Fungi; Ascomycota; Leotiomycetes; Helotiales; Ploettnerulaceae
Exons: 5
Coding region: 73-618 (181 amino acids)
Cellular component (GO): cytoplasm; ribonucleoprotein complex; nucleus
Molecular function (GO): mRNA binding
Source: RefSeq, a predicted model, not a curated record
CUCCGAUCACAUCGCGACCCGGACCCUUCUUCUAUCCACCAUCCAAUACAUACAGAAAUCCGUAGCCAAGCUAUGAGUCGAGGCGGUAAACUUGCACCCGAGGUCAAUCGAGCUUUGUUCGUCAAGAAUCUAAGCUACAACGUCGCAGUCGAGGAACUCUUCGACCUGUUUGGCAAGUUUGGUCCCAUUCGCCAAAUCCGCCAGGGAAUCGCAAACAACACCAAAGGCACUGCCUUUGUGGUCUAUGAAGACGUAAUGGAUGCAAAGCAGGCGUGCGACAAGUUGAACGGAUUCAACUUCCAGAAUCGGUAUCUCGUUGGUACGUACAGCUCCAGCCAAGCCAGGCACACGACCAUCUCUAACUCGAUCUACAGUACUAUAUCACCAACCAGACAAGAUGGUCCGAUCAAAAGAGGACAUAGAGGCCCGCAAGGACAAUUUAGAGCAGCUCAAAAAGCAGCACGGAAUCGAAUAACAAAUAGACGGGCCUGCGAAUCGGUCAACUGGAGGACAAGCACGUUCCCCUCGUUCACGACCUCGAAACGCGACAACAUCAUCAUCCUCCAUCACCAAGGCCCUUGUAGGCCCGUCUACCUCGCAGCAAAUGUCCGAGAUUAGGAAGGGCAGCGUAAGCACCAUCGCUGGUGGUCACUCUCGACGUCUUCGUGAUUCUUCGGCCGGUGCGGCUGCUGUUACGACUACGACAAGUUCUUUCAUUGGUUUCGUUAAGGGAUUGCUUCAUUUCAAAUAAGGCAGGAAGGCGUUCUGUUAUUCGCGUUGAAAUUUGGGGGUUUUGCUUCAUCCAUUCAAUCAUGACAGACGGGGCUGGGAAGGGCAAGGUCAUUGAUUUGAAUCCGGGGACGGCUGGCUAGCUGUCUUCGAUGGACACAACAUGGAUUUACCUAUUGGUUCUUCAUAUUUGCUGUGGUUGUGGUUCAUUCUUCGGAAUAACCUACUCGCUCCUCUUUUUCCUUAAAUCUGUCGCUCAUGGAUGGGCUUGCAUGAGAUUGAUACUGAUACUUGCAUUGCAAAUUGACACAUCUUUGGCUGAAGUCUUCGGACUAGGCACGACCACGCAAAUAUGUUUUACUGACUGGCAUUCGCAACUGUCUCUAAGAUGAUCAAUUGACUGACAAGCACGUUGGAGCUGCAGCUGUACUCGGUGUAUGGCAUAGAACAGUACAUGGCUUCUCCACUUCUGCCUUGAGAAGUCACACAUCACGCAUCGCAUCUCACCAUCCCGAGGUCAUCAAACCACCCAGUCAUAUUCGUACCCACCCGACACUUGUACAACGCAAAGGAUAAUCCGAGGAACAUCCUUUCUCCGUCCCAUCCACUCAAUCACCUGCAGUUCCGUCUUCCACUCACCCAAACUUCCUUUAAUCUAAACCCCCCACUCCACCUGCAAUAAGCCUCGCAUUCAUGCACCCUAUCCACGUGCCUCCCUCACAUUGGCCUCGUUUCUCACGGCUAUUGAAGGGAUUGCUCGUUUACCUAUGACUUGCAUAACUACUCGGUAGGUAGAGCACAUGAAUAGUAAUAAUAACAUGCGCCGUAGAUCUCCCUGCCCAAUAACAUUGUGAGUUGGGGAGGAAGUAGAGUUAAAAACCCCACAUGGCUGGCACCUUCCGCCUGCCCUCCUCUUAUCAGCUCCCAUUACAAAGACAACCUGAACUUAAAGACCUCUGCCCUACUUCGCUGCCCCGCCUCAGCUUUCCUUCUCCUCCAGAAAAAUAUCAAGACACAAAUCGAAGAUCAAAGUCAAACUCGAAAGGAUACGAACGGAAAUAAGAAGAAGGGAAGAAGAAGACACCUAACCAGUCAACAUGCACGGCUCCGAAUGUCCCAAGUGUGGUGCUGCGUCUGAUGGUGGGAAGAGCUGCGGAAGUUGCGGUGCUUCGUGCCCAAACUAAACCUCCUCCUCCUUUCUGAACUCGAGCAUAUCAUAUCAUAUCAUCCCGCGACAUAAACAUCUCACUUCUCCAAUCUCGACUUACUCGUACUUAGCCCAGCCAACGCUCGAAGGGCAGGGUUGUCAAACAUACUGAGGGAGAGAUAGGACGGAGCGGAGAAUGGGAUGGCGUGAAAUGGUGUGAUAUGAUUCUUCAGUUUGGGAUCGAAUGCAUUUGCGCCUUUUGUUCUUGCAGAUAUUCUUUUGCGCUGGCUUUCACAUGCGAUGGGAUUUCUUCGUACAUGCUUUAUAUUCCUUUCUGGGAGGGCAGUAGGGACGGCUGGGGUGGGGUGGGAUGGGCAUGGUUGGCGGAGUGUGGGCGGGUUGGGUUUAGGUUGGGAUGGAAUGGGUGGGAGAUACCUGAUGUGAUGCGAUGCGAUGCGUUUGGGAAUCGAAGAUAUGCGUUAUGAGGAAUGAGGAAUGAAAUUUACGACUUUCUCUUGCUUCGAAAAUUCGCUGAUAUUAUUCUAAGAUCCCUAUGAUAUACUCUCUGUUCUGCUACAGUAAAAGCUUGGUUCACAGAGUACCCCUCCCCAAGCUUUAGUUCGCCGCCAGCCGCGGCAAGAUGAGAGCGAGAUUCAACUUGACAGAGACUCUUUGCUUAUAACCAUAAAGGUGAAAUAGAUAUAUACUUCUCUGCGAGUCUUCUUCGCUCGAGUCAUACUGCAAUACCUACACACAUACCCUAAUGUGAAAUCUCGUUGGUCCGCUGACUUGCUGGCUUCCAGUGGACGGUCUGGGCUGAUGUUGUAGGUGGGGUAAAUGCGCUAAGAGAAUCCCCUAAGACCGACGCGGUGGCUUGAGGAUGGUCAAGCACGAGGGACUUUUGGAAUGUAAUGAAAUGAAAUCAAGCAAGUAGGAAAACAA